AUGGCGGAACCACAUACAAACGGAACGGUACCAGUAGUGUCCUCUUACGCCGCGAGACAUAAUCUUGCAGAUCACUUUAUUGGAGGAAAUAAAUUAGAAAAUGCUCCCGCGAGUAAGGUUAAGGACUUUGUGGCAGCAAGUGAUGGACAUACGGUUAUUACAAAUGUUUUGAUCGCAAACAACGGAAUUGCUGCUGUAAAGGAAAUUCGAUCGGUACGAAAAUGGGCAUACGAAACAUUUGGAGAUGAAAAGGCUAUUCAAUUCACCGUUAUGGCCACUCCGGAGGAUCUUCAAGCCAAUGCAGAUUAUAUCCGUAUGGCAGAUCAAUAUGUUGAAGUUCCGGGUGGUACGAAUAACAACAACUACGCCAAUGUCGAAUUAAUUGUUGAUGUGGCCGAGAGAAUGAACGUUCAUGCUGUGUGGGCUGGAUGGGGUCAUGCAUCAGAGAAUCCAAAACUUCCGGAAUCCUUAGCUGCGAGUCCGAAAAAGAUUGUAUUCAUUGGCCCUCCAGGUUCGGCCAUGAGAUCGCUCGGUGACAAGAUUUCUUCCACUAUCGUUGCACAACACGCCAAAGUACCAUGUAUACCUUGGUCAGGAACUGGUGUUGAUAAGGUAGAGGUUAAUGAGGAUGGUAUUGUUACCGUCGAAGACUCGGUGUAUAUGAAGGGAUGUGUUCAAUCAUGGGAAGAAGGUCUACAAAAGGCAAAUGAGAUCGGAUUCCCAGUCAUGAUUAAAGCAUCUGAAGGUGGUGGUGGAAAGGGUAUCCGAAAAGCUGAAUCCGAAGAAGGUUUCGAAGCCCUUUACAAAGCUGCCGCGAGUGAAAUCCCUGGUUCUCCAAUUUUCAUCAUGAAGUUGGCUGGUAAUGCGAGACAUUUGGAGGUUCAAUUGUUGGCUGAUGAGUAUGGAAAUAACAUCUCCCUCUUUGGUAGAGAUUGUUCCGUACAAAGAAGACAUCAAAAGAUUAUCGAGGAGGCUCCAGUUACUGUUGCCAAACAAGCCACUUUCCAAGCCAUGGAGAAGGCAGCUGUUCGUCUUGGUCGUCUUGUAGGAUACGUUUCCGCCGGUACUGUUGAAUAUCUCUAUUCGCAUUCCGAUGACAAAUUUUACUUCUUGGAAUUGAACCCAAGAUUGCAAGUCGAACAUCCUACAACUGAGAUGGUCAGUGGUGUUAAUUUACCUGCGGCUCAACUUCAGAUUGCAAUGGGUCUUCCCUUGCACAGAAUUAAGGAUAUCAGAUUACUGUAUGGAGUUGAUCCUUCGACCACCACCGAAAUCGAUUUCGAUUUCUCCCAAGAGAAGAGUAUCCAAACUCAAAGAAGACCAACACCAAAGGGACACACCACCGCAUGUCGUAUUACAUCCGAAGACCCAGGAGAGGGUUUCAAGCCUUCGAGUGGUACUAUGCACGAGUUGAACUUCAGAAGUAGUUCCAACGUUUGGGGUUAUUUCUCUGUUGGUACUGCUGGUGGCAUUCACAGUUUCUCCGAUUCGCAAUUCGGUCACAUUUUCGCCUACGGUGAGAAUCGAUCCGCGUCGAGAAAACAUAUGGUUGUCGCUUUGAAGGAAUUGAGUAUUCGUGGUGAUUUCAGAACUACCGUUGAAUACUUGAUUAAACUUUUAGAGACUCCUGCCUUCGAAGACAACACUAUUACCACUGGAUGGCUUGAUGAACUCAUUUCCAACAAAUUGACUGCUGAGAGACCGGAUCCUAUGCUUGCAGUUGUUUGUGGUGCCGUUACAAAGGCCCACAUUGCCAGCGAGGCUUGCAUUUCCGAAUACAGAAAUUCUCUGGAGAAGGGUCAAGUUCCAUCGAAGGACAUUCUCAAGACCGUUUUCCCAAUUGACUUCAUUUACGAUGGUCACAGAUACAAGUUCACUGCUACUCGAUCCAGCUUGGAUAGCUACCACCUUUUCAUUAACGGAUCCAAGUGUUCUGUUGGUGUUCGUGCAUUGAGUGAUGGUGGUCUUCUUGUUCUUCUCAGUGGACGUUCCCACAACGUGUACUGGAAGGAGGAAGUCGGUGCCACUCGUUUGAGUGUUGAUAGCAAGACUUGUCUACUUGAACAAGAGAAUGACCCCACUCAACUCAGAACUCCAUCCCCAGGAAAGCUCGUCAAGUUCACUGUUGAGAAUGGAGAACACAUCAAGGCCGGUCAGCCAUUCGCUGAAGUCGAAGUCAUGAAGAUGUACAUGCCUCUGAUUGCCGGAGAAGAUGGUAUCGUACAACUCAUCAAGCAACCAGGAGCAACUCUAGAGGCUGGUGAUAUCCUCGCCAUACUUGCUCUUGAUGAUCCAUCGAGAGUUAAGCAUGCUCAGCCUUUCUUGGGCCACCUACCAGAUCUUGGACCACCACAAAUUGUUGGUACCAAGGCUGCUCAACGUUUCGUACUUCUCCAUAACAUUCUCAACAACAUCCUUGAUGGUUUUGACAACCAAGUCAUCAUGGGUUCUACUUUGAAGGAGUUGAUCGAGGUUCUCAGAGAUCCAGAAUUGCCGUACGGUGAAUUCAAUGCUCAAUUCUCAGCUCUUCACGCAAGAAUGCCACAAAAGUUGGAUGCUACCUUGACUCAAAUCCUUGACCGUGGUAAGUCUCGCAACGCUGAAUUCCCAGCCAAGAACCUUUCCAAGGCUCUUCAAAAAUUCUUGGAUGAGAGUGUUGCACCUGGCGAUGUUGAUCUCCUUACCGCUUCCAUUGCCCCAUUGAUUGAGAUUCUCAACCGAUACCAGAAUGGACCAAAGGCUCACGAAUUUGCCGUCUUCUCUGGUCUUCUCGAGAAGUAUGCUUCCGUCGAGCGUCUCUUUUCUGGUCGUACCUCGCGUGAUGAGGAGGUUAUCCUUAAGCUCAGAGACGAGAACAAGGAUGACAUUUCCAAGGUUAUUCAAAUUGUUCUCUCGCACAGCAGAGUCGGUGCAAAGAACAACUUGAUCCUCGCUAUUCUCGAGGAGUAUCGACCAAACAAGCCCAAUGCCGGCGAUGUUGCUAAGCAUCUCAGACCUUCUCUUCGAAAUCUCACUGAACUCGAGGCCCGUCAAACUGCCAAGGUUUCCUUGAAGGCACGUGAGAUUCUCAUCCAGUGUGCUCUUCCAUCCUUGGAGGAACGUGCUGCACAAAUGGAGCACAUCCUUCGAUCUUCAGUUGUUGAAUCAAGAUAUGGUGAGACCGGAUGGGAACACAGAGAACCUGAUAUCGAGGUUCUCAAAGAGGUUGUUGACUCCAAGUACACUGUCUUUGACGUCUUACCAAUUUUCUUCGGACACAGUGAUCCUUGGGUCUCUCUUGCAGCUCUUGAAGUUUACAUUCGUCGUGCCUACAGAGCAUACUCUCUCAAGAAGAUUGAGUAUCACAACGAGAGUGCCGAACCUCCUUUCAUUGUCUCAUGGGACUUUGUCUUGAGGAAGGUUGGAGCUUCGGAAUUUGGCAUGCCAGUUCAAUCUUCUGCUCCUUCGACACCAGCCACCCCUUCACAUGAGUCAGGCAACCCAUUCAAACGUGUCAGCUCCAUUAGUGACAUGACCUACCUUACCAACAAGCCUGACCACGAACCAACAAGAAAGGGUGUUAUUGUACCAGUUCAAUAUCUCGACGAAGCUGAGGAGUACUUGCAACGGGCUCUUGAGGUCUUCCCUAUGUCUGGAUCUAAGAAGAAGGGCAAUGGUCUCUUGCCCGAACUUGGUGGCAAGCGCAAGGUUGCACCUCCGCGCCUUGACACUGAAGAUGAGCUUACUGCCGUCUGUAAUGUCGCCAUUCAAGAUGCCGAGAGUCUUGAUGACAAUGAGACUGUCGCUAAGAUCAAGCUGAUCGUCAACGAUUAUAAGGAGGAGCUUCUCAACCGUCGCAUUCGUCGUCUUACAUUCAUCUGCGGUCACAAAGAUGGUUCGUACCCUGGAUACUACACUUUCAGAGGCCCCAACUACGAGGAAGAUGAGAGUAUUCGUCACAGUGAGCCCGCUUUGGCUUUCCAACUUGAGUUGGGAAGACUUUCUAAGUUCAAGAUUACUCCCGUUUUCACUGAAAACAGAAACAUCCAUAUUUAUGAGGCUGUCGGAAAGGAAGCUACAAGUGACAAGAGAUACUUCACUCGUGCUGUCGUUCGUCCUGGAAGACUUCGUGACGAGAUUCCUACUGCUGAGUAUUUGAUCUCUGAGUCUGAUAGAUUGAUGAAUGAUAUUCUGGAUGCUCUUGAGAUCAUUGGAAACAACAACUCUGAUCUUAACCACAUCUUCAUCAACUUCUCUCCUGUUUUCCCUCUUCAACCUCCCGAGAUCGAACAAGCUCUCGGUGGUUUCUUGGAGCGAUUUGGUAGACGUCUUUGGAGACUUCGUGUUACUGGUGCUGAGAUCCGUAUUAUUUGCACUGACCCAUCCACUGGCAUGCCAUAUCCCGUUCGUGUUGUCAUUACCAAUACUUCUGGUUACGUCAUCCAGGUUGAGAUGUACGCUGAGCGUAAAUCUGAGAAGGGAGGUGAAUGGGUCUUCCAAAGUAUCGGUGGUACCACCAAGAUUGGUUCCAUGCACUUGAGACCGGUAUCUACUCCAUACCCAACCAAGGAAUGGUUGCAACCAAAGAGAUACAAGGCUCAUCUUAUGGGUACUCAAUAUGUAUACGAUUUCCCAGAGCUUUUCAGACAAGCCAUUCAAAACAGUUGGGUCAAGGCCGUCCGCAAGCACUCAUCUUUGGCCGACAAACAACCCCCUACGGGUGAAUGUAUCGAGUAUAGCGAACUCGUCUUGGAUGACAAUGAUGGACUUGCUGAGGUUUCGCGCGAACCUGGUACUAACACCCACGGUAUGGUUGGUUGGCUCAUAACUGCCAAAACACCAGAAUAUCCUCGUGGCCGUAAAUUUAUCAUUGUCGCCAACGAUAUCACUUUCAGAAUUGGUAGUUUCGGACCAAAAGAAGAUCAAUUCUUCCACAAGUGCACGGAACUUGCAAGAAAGAUGGGUAUUCCACGUAUCUACCUUUCUGCCAACUCUGGUGCUCGUAUUGGUAUGGCCGAAGAGCUUAUGCCUCACUUCAAGGUUGCCUGGAAGAAUCCUGAGAGACAAGAAGCCGGCUUCAAGUAUCUUUACUUGGAUACCGAAGCCAAGAAGAGAUUUGAGGAUGGUAAGAGCAAGGACGUCAUUACUGAGGAGGUUGUUGAGGAUGGUGAGACAAGACAUAAGAUCGUUACUAUCGUUGGUGCUGAAGAUGGUCUCGGUGUUGAGUGUUUGAAGGGUUCUGGCUUGAUUGCCGGUGCCACUUCAAGAGCUUACGAAGACAUCUUUACCAUCACUUUGGUAACUUGUCGUUCAGUUGGUAUUGGUGCAUACUUGGUCCGUCUUGGUCAACGUGCUAUUCAAAUUGAAGGACAACCAAUCAUCCUCACUGGUGCCCCUGCCAUUAACAAGCUGCUCGGUCGUGAAGUCUAUACUUCCAACUUGCAACUUGGUGGCACUCAAAUCAUGUACAAGAAUGGUGUCUCUCACAUGACUGCCAAUGAUGACUUUGAGGGUGUUUCCAAGAUCGUUGAAUGGAUGGCCUAUGUUCCAGACAAGAGAAACAGCCCUCUACCAAUCGGACCUGCUGCUGACUCUUGGGAUCGCGAUAUUGUUUACACUCCACCUGAAAAGCAAGCUUAUGAUGUCAGAAACCUCAUCGCUGGUAAGGAAGACGACGAAGGAUUUAUGCCAGGUCUUUUCGACAAGGACUCCUUCGUUGAGACUCUCGGCGGAUGGGCAAAGACUGUUGUUGUUGGUCGUGCUCGUCUUGGUGGUAUCCCAAUGGGUGUUAUCGCUGUCGAGACCCGCUCAGUUGAGAACAUCACACCUGCCGAUCCAGCAAACCCAGAUUCGACCGAACAAAUCUCCAACGAAGCUGGUGGUGUCUGGUAUCCUAAUUCCGCUUUCAAGACUGCUCAAGCUAUCAAAGACUUCAACAAUGGUGAGCAAUUGCCAUUGAUGAUCUUGGCUAACUGGAGAGGUUUCUCUGGUGGUCAACGUGAUAUGUACAAUGAAGUUCUUAAGUAUGGAAGUUAUAUCGUUGAUGCUUUGGUCAAGUACGAGCAACCAAUCUUUGUCUACAUUCCACCAUUUGGUGAGCUUAGAGGUGGUUCUUGGGUCGUUGUUGAUCCUACAAUCAAUCCAGAAUUCAUGGAAAUGUACGCUGAUGAAGACGCUCGUGGUGGUGUUUUGGAACCAGAAGGUAUUGUCAACAUCAAGUACCGUAAAGACAAGCAAUUGGAGACCAUGGCCCGUCUCGACCCAGAAUACGCUGUACUCAAGAAACAAUUACUCGACAAUGCUGCUGGACAGGAGAAGUUGGCUGAAAUCAAGGCUAAGGUUGAGCAAAGAGAGAAAACAUUACUUCCUGUCUACAAUCAGAUCUCGCUUCAAUUCGCUGAUCUUCACGACCGUGCUGGACGAAUGAAGGCAAAGGGUGUUAUCAGAGACUCAUUGAAAUGGAGAGAGGCUAGAAGAUUCUUCUACUGGCGUGUACGAAGACGUGUUAACGAGGAGUACAUCCUCAAGCGCAUGUUAUCCGCCAACUCGAAAUCACCAACUGGUACCAGGCCAGAGAACUUGAGAAAACUUGCCGCCUGGACUGCCAUUCCAGCAUUCCAAACAGAUGAUAAGAGUGUAGCCAUGUGGUAUGAGGAGAAUAGAAAGGUUGUUCAUGAGAAGGUUGAACAAAUGAAAGUUGAGGGUGUAGCUGCUGAGGUUUCGGCUUUGCUUAGAGCUAGUGGACCUAGUGCUAAGGGGGAUUGA
Botrytis fragariae is the source of this 6744-nucleotide messenger RNA. RefSeq names its product putative acetyl- carboxylase protein. Lineage: Eukaryota; Fungi; Ascomycota; Leotiomycetes; Helotiales; Sclerotiniaceae. The record is from RefSeq and is a predicted model, not a curated record. Bases 1 to 6744 code for a protein of 2247 amino acids. The transcript has 3 exons. Gene Ontology annotation, biological process: fatty acid biosynthetic process. Gene Ontology annotation, molecular function: acetyl-CoA carboxylase activity; metal ion binding; ATP binding.